UCAAUAAGACGAGAGCAGAGAAAAUGCCUCUCAAUAGAAUUUUCCAAGCCACGUGAGAAUGCCACGAAAAUAAUCAAUACAACGCAAAAACAUUAAUUAGUUAAACAAAAAAUGAGGUAAUAGCAAAGAAUGCCGAAAAAAAUCGACUUCGCCCUAAUCCACGUUACGAGUGAAGACCCCAAAUAUCGGGCUAUUGAACUAAACACGCACGGGCCAACAGUUAAGGGAUGGCAAUCGGCGAAAAACUGCGAAUACCCCCAGGAAAUUGUAAUACAAUUGAACAAACGGUGCUGUUUGAACAAAAUACAAAUAUUAGCCCACCAAUAUCUCAUUCCUUCAAAAAUUGAGUUAUUUUCGAGUAAUGAAGACACGAAUACCAUUGACGAUGUGGCGUCAAUUACUUGGGAUUAUUUAGGAUAUGUUACGUUAUCUGACAACCAAAGCACAGGGUUUAAAAGUAGAGAAUUAAAGUCUGCGAAUGUCCCAACCACAAUCGCGUCUUACGUUAAAUUAAAAUUGGGGAAAAACCACUCAAACUCCCACAAUAACAACAAUCAGGUGAGUCUGAUUGCAGUGAACGUGCUCGGGACUGAAAUAAUCGUGCGGAGGCACUCAAGUCCUGAAAAUGAUGAUGAAAAAGUGGAGAAUGACCCGGAAUAUUGGUCGCCUUACGACGAUUUGGCCUUUGAAAUGUACGUCGAUAUCGAUGUUGCGAAAAUUAUUAGGGAGAUGGAGGCGAAGAAACGUCUGGCUGUGAUAAGUGAAAGGUUUGAGUAUGCUCGGAAGUUGAAACUAGCAAUGGAAAAUCUACGAUCAGCGGGGGAAAAACUAGGAAAAUAUGAGCUGGAAAAACGGCACGCUAUUGAACUGGAGGACUAUGAAAGGGCGCGGCAUAAAAAAAAUCAAAUGGAUGAGUACAGAACGUCAGUGUAUCAGGAGUUUUGCGUUGAGCAACUGCUGGAAACUGAAGGAUAUUGCCCAAAAAACGACGAAUGUCUUGACGAAACGGACGCUUGCAAAAACCCCCUAUCGCCAACCCUCCUCCGCGUAUCCAACGACAAACGAUCAAACUCGCCCCAAAUCAACCAAACCCAAGCUUCACCCUUGCACGUGCCAAGACACCAGAGCCCUAAAAAAGGGUCGCCGAGUACCGGAAGCCCCACUAACAUCCAAACGCGCGGUUCCUUUCGAAGAAGGAACAAAUCUGCAGGUGCUAUCGUCAAAUCGACUUAUGAAAUGUACGAAGAAAAACCACUUCCAGCACUGAGACAUUCGCAAACGAACGAAUUUCUGCGAGAGUGUCAAAUGGACAAUGAUUUUAAAACAACGUCGAAACUAACCGAACGGGAGAAAAAACAAGCAGCCUUGCCUAUCGUAGUUUUUGGUAAUGACUUGGUGGAAAAAUUCUAUUCGAAACAUUAUUGUGACAAAGAGGAGGGUUUGAACCGAUUGAAGGAAGAACUGCUGGGUUAUGACAACACUAAAAUGCACACUGCGAAUAAAACAGCCCGUGCUGCAAUUUUUCUGUUACAUCGCACGUUGCGAGAUAAAGUUUUUUCAGUUUAUAAUUUAGCGAACGAAGUGAUUCGACUAUUUUUCGUGCAGUUUGUUCCAGGGCGGGUUUCCCCGCCCGAAGUUGCACGAAGUGUCGAUAAACUGCUUCCCGAACUCCUCACUAAAUCGGGUGAUACUAGUGCUAGAAUCCACCACAUGGCCGUACACACUAUCCUGACAAUGGCCGAUUGUAAAAACGUCAGAGAUCUACACAUAAUCCCGGUUCAUUUGAGUAGACCUGUUAGCAGCAGUACUCACCCUAGACUAGCUUUAAGUAGGGCAGAAAUGGUCGAGCAGCUCAUUAUAAAUCACGGAAUUUCAACCGAUAAGCAGAGUGGUUUAACGUGUAGAACUUUGUCUGAGUUUGGCUCGAGUGGCUUACACCACCCUGCGGAAGCUGUAAGAAAGGUUUCAGAACGAAUCCUUGUCCUAGUUUACAAAGUCAACCCGAGACUAGUUCGCAAACAAUUGCCACCGGACGAUGAUAUCACCCGGAGGAAUCUGCUGUACCGGCAACUAUUCCACGAAUUCGAUAAAAUUGAUUUACAGAGGAAGAAGGAAAUGUUGGAAAAAACUCGAGUCAUUCAACAGUGCUCCUUACCGCCAAAUUCUGACUAUUUGAGUCCGGAACCAACUCCCAACGAGUUGAAUAAAUGUCCCAGCACGUCAAACAUACAAAAUAUUUUCAACUAUGACCAAGUCAAUCACCAGAACAAGAAUUAUGCCAUUUCGAAGAGCUUGAGUGGUAGUAAUAUACAAAAUAACGGUAAUGCGAAGAACGAAAGUUCGAGCUCUGCUAGUGGGAUUUCCUCGCCGAGUAACAACUCACAAAAGGACGACGACGAAAAACAAUGCAUUUUCUGCAACCAGCCUGAGAGUAGCAUCCUCUCCGUGAGCAACUCCAUGAACUCGCACUACUGGCGCUCGUGUCCCAUGCUGGUACGUUGCAAGGAAUGCAGCCAAGUGGUGGAAGUGUCGAUGUUGAUGGAACACCUCCUAAUGGAAUGCGAACGUCGCAAAAACUACACCCAAUGCUCGCAAUGUUCCGAGGCUGUAAAAAUAUCAGAAAUCAAACAUCACGCCACCACCUGUCGUGGCCUAGCCGACGGCUACAACCGCUGUCCCCUCUGCCACGAAAACUUCGAAGACGAGGAGCUCUGCUGGAAAAAACACCUAAUGGGCGAGAGACCCUGUCCGAAAAACACGCGAAUUAAAAUGCAAGCCCAGAAACAAGUCACCAUUCAAGUUUAACGCACACUAGACACACAAAACUAAAACACGAUUCUUUUACCGUCCUUUCAGUUAGGUUUAGUCAAUUAAGUGUCAUUCGUCCAGUUGUUAGCAAUGUUAUUUGCACUCGUUCGCGUAACUUUUUGUUAUUUGUUGGUAGGAUUUGUGAGAAGUGAGGGUAAUUCUUAAAUACCAAUCAAAUUAUUUGUGAUAUUGUUUGAGACACUAUGUGCAAUUUUGUGACCUUUGCGAGGAUUUUAUGCUUUUUCUGUACAUAAUAAUUCCAAAUAUAUUAUAAAAAGUACAUA
Molecule: messenger RNA, 3092 nt
Organism: Tribolium castaneum (red flour beetle)
Lineage: Eukaryota; Metazoa; Arthropoda; Insecta; Coleoptera; Tenebrionidae
Exons: 10
Coding region: 130-2805 (891 amino acids)
Cellular component (GO): cilium
Source: RefSeq, a predicted model, not a curated record